This is a messenger RNA of Anguilla anguilla (European eel), 7150 nucleotides long. RefSeq names its product PHD and RING finger domain-containing protein 1-like. The coding region runs from base 703 to 5748 and encodes 1681 amino acids. The record is from RefSeq and is a predicted model, not a curated record. NCBI's taxonomy places the organism in Eukaryota, Metazoa, Chordata, Actinopteri, Anguilliformes, Anguillidae. The transcript has 17 exons.
UCACUGAACAAUUUUAAAUGAUCUACUACAGAUCAGGUCCGAUACAGUAGUUAAAUAUGCACGAAUGCAUGACUCCUACUAUAUCUUUAAGAGUCCUACAGUGACGUAAGCAUGUUCGGCCAUUUCUGUUGCAAACACCAGCCGGCAGUGUCAGUCAAUCAACGAAUACAUUUUAGACUCCAAAAUAAUUUAGUUGCAGUCUAUAUCGCUAACACUAAGGGUAGGUGUAGCUCACAGCACAUUUUGCACUUCUGGAACGUAUAAAUUAUGAACGUAUCUGGUAACAAUGGAAGAAUAUACAAGCAUUUUGUUGUUUAUGUCACAUUUUGUCCGAUUGAUCUUGCGAGUUUGGCAGUAGUGCUGCUUUAAGUAGCCUAGGUUAAAGAAGCAUGGGUUUCAGAAGCGUUAUUUCAUAGGAGUUACGGUUUACAUUGCUGCUGUUGUUACAUGCUUGGUUUGUUUGUCACCAAUACUAUAGUGUAUAUGUUUAAAAAAUAACACACUGUUAUAUCAGACUUAGUAAGAAGUUGCUGCCGCUAGGCUACUGAUAACAUGCUUCAUUGUAACGCUUGUAUUGGCAACUAAAGUAAAACGCGCAGAAAACACACGCAAACAACCACCUCAACAAGCAAAAGCUUAGUUUAACCUUCAGCUUUGAAUGGCCCUUCUUGGUCCGUUCUGUUAACGGCCUAAUACUGAGCUAUGGAUGAGGAGGAAAACCAGGAAGGGCUGGCAAACAGGAAGGUUUCUCAAGGGAAAGUCCAGCGGAAAUUAUUCGUCCUCACAGAUGAAGAGGACAGCGCUGAAGAGGCAGGCAGCAGCUCAGACGAAAGUGUGGGUAGUAGGCAAGUGGAUGAGGCUGAGGAGGAGAGAGAUGAAGAUGGAGAGGACAGUGAUGGGUGUCCAGAAGGGGAGGACGGUGUUAGGAAGGGGGUGGAAGCUGCUUCAGCCGGGGUCCCUGCACAACUGCUGGAUCUGAGUUCAGACGACGAAGCGGAGAAGUGCCCCAUCUGUCUGCACUCUUUCCAGGAGCAGCCGGUGGCCACGCCCAGUGGCUGCCAGCACCACUUCUGCCUGGACUGCAUCCUGGAGUGGUCCAAGAAUGUGAACUCCUGUCCUGUUGAUCGCAUUCCCUUCAGCAGCAUCCAGCUGAGGAAGUGUCACGGGGGGAAAGUCCAAAAAACGAUCCCAGUGCAGGAGCCAGUAAAGGCAGAGGAGGAGGAGAUCAAUGUGGAUUUUGACCAGACCAGCUGUGAAGUGUGUGGUCGACGUGACCGGGAAGACCGCCUGCUGCUGUGUGAUGGCUGUGAUGCAGGGUACCACAUAGAGUGUUUGUCUCCCCCCCUGGACGCAGUACCUGUGGAGGAAUGGUUCUGCCCAGAGUGUACUUGUAAUAACCCCCACACAGACUCCACUGAGGAGGUGAGUGAAGACGAGGUGGCGGCCCUCCUGACCGAUGCCAUUCCCACCACCAGCCGGACCUCCUCCGCGGGCCGGACGCGCACCAUCGCCCGAACGCGCCAGAGCGAGCGGGUCCGAGCCACGGUGAACCGGAACCGCAUCACACAGGCGCGUGCUAUCCAGCAUGUGCCCAGGUAUUUAAUACAGUCGACCUGGCUGGAUGAGACGAUCAGUGCUGUGCUGAACUCCUCUGCAUGUGCACGCAGCGGAAGGACAGGUGAAAAACAUAGGAAAACUCAGAGGAAGAAGGCGAGUACAGAAUCCUCUUCCUCUUCCAGCAGUAAGAACAGAACUGCAGGGAAGGACUUAAAGGUACACAGAGGACACACCAGGAGCACCAAACUCGAGCAGAAACAGGCUGUGAAGAAAGACCCCGCCCACCAUUCUCUCAUCACCAAGGGCUCGACAACGGGGAAGCCGAAGCAGAGCCCCUCCACCAGACCCUUGGGAGGCCAUCCCAAAAGCAGACGUGCCUCCCUCUCCAUAUAUGGAGAUCCCUUGGAUCUGGACCCGUUUGAUGACGAGAGCAGUGCAGAGGGGUCUCCGCCCCUGAUGGACAUGAGUAGGCGGGGGCUGUCCCACUCUGCCCUACGGUCUCACCAGCCUGUGGCCCGGCCCAUUCAGCAUGGUCGCUCCAGGGGCAGCAUCAGUAUUUCUGAGGGAGACAUGGUGGAGGAUUCAGCCCCAGUACCUGACCUGCUUGGCAGCAUCCUGUCUGGCCAGAGCCUGCUGUUGAUGGACAGCACUACCAUGGUCAUCAACCGAGAUGGUUCUCUCAAGCUAGGAAAGCCAGCCUGUGAAUCGUCAUCGAAGACCAGCAUCUCCAGCCACACCAAUACUUACGAGUUUGAGACUGAGGUCCAAGCAGGGAUGGCCAGUGGCUCUGGACUGAAUGGAGAUCCCGAGUCUUUCCACUCUCUCCCACAGAUACCAUCCUCAUCGCACAGAUUUCCUGGCCCCAGCUCAUCUUCGGCUACACCUACGUCUCCUCUCACACCUCUCAUCAUGCCAGGAAACGCAAAUGUCUGCUCAACAAACCUUGUGCAUGAAAAGCCCCAUAAAGUCUAUACGCCCCACCCUGUGAAUCCUGUUGGCAUGAGCCAGAGAAGCAAAACCAGCACCAGCAGUCCUUCCCUCCCUCUGAGGCACUCAAACAGCAUGUCUGAUAGGGCCACCAGAGAGAAGGGGGUGAGAUCAGGGAUGGGGACAGGGACAGUGAAACAGGUCCCUCUUAAACCUUUGUGGCUGGAUGUCUCUAGGCUUCCUCGGAUACCAAAGAUCAGAAGAGGAGCAGACAGCGGGACCAGCCUGCAGGGGUUGGCCCAGGACGAGCAGGGGAGAGCAGAGGCCAACAGGAGACAGAAGCAGGACAGAUCAGGCACCUCCUGCUCCUCCUCCUCAUCCUCUUCCUGGACUUCUGCAUUGAACCCGAGCUCCUCUUCUACAGGGAGCUUCUGCAUCAGUGCCCUCAGACAAACCAGAUGCCCUACCAGCCCAGAGGGGCAGGUUACCUCCCUAGGCUCUGCAGAGAAUCAACUCUCAGAGAUGCAAAGCUGGAACAUUCAAGACCGCUUCCACCCAAUUGGCUCACACUUGCUUGGCCCAGAGGGUGUCCCAGAGGGCGAGACUCUGGACCGUCAUGCUACUGGUAUGAUGCCAGAAGAAAGGGGGGUGGUGCCACGCAUUUCUGGAUGUAAGUCCUACAAUGCUGAUUGCCAAACAAAACCUGAAACUAUUGAGGCCAUAAGGGAGAGAAAUAAAUAUUUAGGAUACGGUGAAAAUAUGAAGAUUGAAAGAUUAUGCCCUCAGAAUUUGCCCCUUGAAGGGCAGCCUACCAUUUGUAACAGCAGAGCAGAUGUGGCAAAGAAAUGCAGGUCUCACAAUAUGCUGUCAUCCCAGAAACAAGACACCAGCUUGCGCAGUGAGAAGAAUAAAUCCAAGCUCAAGGAUCAGCGCUCCAGGUCAUCUUCAUGUUCAGCGACAAGAGGGAAAUCUCAUCCAGACGGGAGAGGCAGGUUGAAGGACUCCCACGCUAGGUCUGGUGGUCGAGAUGGCAGCUGGACGGACACAGAGCCCAAGAGAAAGAGCAGGGAGGUGACUGGGAGUUGUUCCCACUCCAAAGAGAAAAAGAGAGUGCGGUCCUCACCAGAGAGCUCUCUGUCUGAGUCUCCUGAGAGACCCAGAAGGAGAAGGAGACGUUCUCCACACCGAUGGUCCCACUCCAACAGUGGACACCCAUCCAGAAACGGGGUACCCAGUGAAAGGGAUGAGUGGCACAACAGGACAGGCAGUGAGAGCCAGGAAUUCCCUCAGCCACGGUCCAGGUCCAGGACCAGGUCUAGAGACAGGAGGAAAGACUGGGUGAAGACACAGUCCUCAUGUAGGUCAAAGUACAGAUCCACGUCAAAAGAUGGGAAGAGGCCAAGGUCCAGAUCUCUGUCAAGAGAGAAGAAAAAUGAAAAAGACUCAUCACACAGCUCUUGCUCUACAAAAAGUUCUCUGAGAACAAACUCGUCAGCAUCUCCCACAAACAUGGAAAACUACCACAAACCUGUCUCUCUCAAAUAUCCUAAAGAUCUCACAGACCAUGAAGAAAUGGAGCAGGGAAAACAGUUUUCUUCCAGUGUCGUGAGCAAACUCCUAAAAUUGAGAAGAGAAAAAAAAGCUUCUCUCAGUGGAGUCGAAGAAGAUAUCUCUGCUUUUGUGUUUCAUGAUGAGAAAGGGAAAAGUAGAACAAGGUAUAAAGAAAAAAACAAAGAAAAGAACAAAGAAAAAGAAAAAAAGGGGGAAGAAGAAAUAAAACCAGAUUUAGAGAAAAUGACGGACACUGAGCUGAUUUGGGUACAGUCACAUAUAAAAUCUUCCUGCCAGUCCCAGAUUCCCUCUUCUGUGGAAACUGAUUAUAAAUCUGCUAUUCUCCCCAUCAGAAAAAAGCAGCAGAUGACCGAUAGUGCAGGUAGUGUUUCAUCUCAGAAACUGUUUGUGGCAAAGGAGGAGAAGAGUAUGAAAGAAUCCCUACCAGCUACAAACCCAAAGAAACGGCCAAAGGAGAUCUUUGUAGAGUGCACCAAACAGCUCAGUGUGGACUACACUCUCAAUAGCCUUGAUGUCAGAAGGCCUGAUAAAGCAGAAGCAACUGGGACUGCAUGUGACAAGGGGAGAACCGUGAUUACAGACACAUCUGAGACUGUAGGUGACCUAGAGGCUACCAUGAUUACAGAUACACCUGAGACUGUAGGUGACAUGAAGGCUGCAAUGAUUACAGACAUACCUGAGACUGUAGGUGACAUGAAGGCUGCCAUGAUUACAGACACACCUGAGACUGUAGGUGACAUGAAGGCUGCCAUGAUUACAGACACACCUGAGACUGUAGGUGACAUGGAGGUUGCCAUGAUUACAGACACAUCUGUGACUGUAAGUGAAAUGGAUGGUGGCAUGAUUACAGAGUCAUUUAAGACCGUAGGUAACCUGGGGAGCAGUGCGAUUACAGACACUCCUGAGACUGUAGGUGACAUGGAGAACAGUGUGAUUACAGACACUCCUGAGCCUGCAGGAGACAUGGAUGCUGCCGUGAUUACAGACUCCUCUGAGACUGUUGGUGACAUGGAGGGCACUGUGAUUACAGAGGCCUCUGAGAACGUAGGUCACACGGAGGGUGCCGUGAUUACCGACACACCAGACACUAUUGGUGACUCAGAGAGCACUGUGAUUACAGAUGCAUCUGAGACCACUGAUGACAUGGAGAGCACCGCGAUAUCAGACGUACCCAAGAUUGCAGGUGACGUGGGAGAUACUAAGAUUAUGGACAAGCCUGUGGUCAAGCAGGAGGGCCAUCUGGCACUCAAACCUGCUGUGAUCAUGACCUUCAGUGCCUUCUCUAAACGUCCUGUGAAGAGGGUAACCUGGAGUCUGCAGGAACUGGAUGCACCUCCUGCACAACCAACAAGAAUGCUUCUUCCGAAUACCCUGAGUCAUGGCAGCAAAGAUGGUCCUGAAAUACCUGCUAGCCCCUCCCAAGUACAGGACAUGAAGAAAAUGCACCUGCAGGAAAGAGCCAUUGAGGAGGUGAAACUGGCCAUCCGGCCAUUUUUUCAGAAGAAAGAAAUCACAAAGGAUGAGUACAAAGAAAUCUGGGGCAAAGCUGUCCAGAAGAUUUGCCACUGCAAAAGUGGUGAGAUCAGCCCAGAGAGAGUUGCCAGUUUGGUGAAGGCUUAUGUGGAAAAGUAUAAGUUCCUCAAAAAACAGCAGAAGGACAGGCAGAGCCAAGAGCUGGAGGGGACCCUUUGAUAUACAGGAAGGGCGGAGCCAGGAACCGGAGGGGACCCUGUGAUAUACAGGAAGGGCAGCGCCAAGGGGUGAAGGGGAGCCUGUGGUAUAUGACAGGGGUGGAGCCAAGACAUAACUGACACUGAAGAGAAGGUGGAACUGACUGGUCAAAGGCCCUCUGUGGCAUGCUGAAGAGGGGUGGAGCGUGAAGGCUGAGGGUUAUUUCUGUCAUGGAUAUAGAAAUACUAAGUUCUCUCAUUUGGAAUAACUACCCAUGGAUUACUGUGUUUAGCAUUACUUGAAGGAAGAUAAUAAGGUGCUGCCUUCUGAGCAUUAUUGACCUUGAGGUGUGUUGGUUACUUUGUCAAAAGCUGAAGCAGCUGAAGAACUGCAGCAUCCUUAUAAAUGCAUUUUAAAGAUUAUUCUGACAACAUAUAUAUAUAUAUAUAUAUAUAUAUAUAUUAUAUAUAAUAUUUUCCUAAUAAUAAUGAAAUAUGCUUGCCUUUUGCCUUUAUCUGAACAAAAUUGUCUUUCAAAAAAACAGAAACUGAGACAGCAGGUGGCUGGUAGUCCUUUUGUUAAGGACAGUAGCUUUUAUUUAAAAAAUUGAGUAGGCCAGUAUUAGCAAUUGCCCAUCCCUAACCAGGGGUGGUAUGGUUGUGAUGUUCUCAACAAAACAACAAUCACACAUCAAAUAUUUAUUAUAGACUACUGUAAAUACUAAAUUGUCCUCUGUGCCUUCAGUGUAUGGCAAAUUGUACAUUCAUGUUAACUGGUCACAGACAACAGUUUACAUUUCUUGCAUUUGUUUGCAUCUGAAAUACUAUGAGUGAUUUUUAACUGGUCGUCCUGGUCCAAACAGUUACCUCUGACACACUAUGAAAGAUUUGUGUUUUCCACGUCAUACAUAUGCUAUUUUGAACCCUUUUAUUGCAUGCCCAUCCGUUAAAUAAUAUGCUUGUCACCGAGAAUGUGUAGUGCAAUAAGCAACAUUUCGGGCUCGACCAUUUUAUUUAUUUCAAUUCUGUACUGUUUAUCAGGAAGCAUGUGUUGGGUACUUUUCACGUAAGAUGCAAAAACAAUUGUGCAAAAUAAAUUUUGAUGGAGCAGUAUUUCUCUGAUCCAUUCUGCCACUGUAGUGUUCUGCUGUCUGUGAUUGAUCGCAGUAAGGGGUUUUGUGUGAUGAUGUUGAUGAUGGGGGAAGGGGGGGAUAAAAUCCCUAGGAGAGAAUGGGCCAAGCCCACACACCUUUAAACAGUUGUGAUUGAAAAUGUAGGUUGUAAAUGUAUAUUAAAUGUAUUUAAUAACAUGAGAAAUUUAUAUAUGCAAGAAACCACCUGAAUCCAUCGGUCUCUUUCGCAGUUGCAGCUAUGUUUCAGGCAUGUUCACAUAUGAAGAAAAUAAAGAUAAUAUACAUGUGUAA